Ficedula albicollis (Collared flycatcher) is the source of this 1625-nucleotide messenger RNA. It is a transcript of the gene METTL25B, whose product is annotated as ribosomal RNA adenine dimethylase domain containing 1. NCBI's taxonomy places the organism in Eukaryota, Metazoa, Chordata, Aves, Passeriformes, Muscicapidae. The transcript has 8 exons. Bases 1 to 1554 code for a protein of 517 amino acids. The record is from RefSeq and is a predicted model, not a curated record.
AUGACGUCGUGUGGCAGAGGCGUGGGGGGGCGGGGGCGAGAGCUGGGGGGGUGUGAGAGUGCCAGAGCUCGUGUCGCAGAGCAGCACCUGCAGCAGCACCUGCAGCACUCCCUGCCUGCCCUGGACCUGCAGCAGCACCUGCAGUGCUCCCCGGAGCAGCGCCGAGCCGCCGACAUCACCCGCCUGCUGCUGCUCUACCGGCCCCUGCUCGACGCCUUCAUCGUUGAUUUCUUCACCGAGGAUCUGUGGGCACAGCUGCCCCCAGCCUGGCAGCCCGCCCUGGCCAGUGCCACCCCAGCACAGCUGGCCGGGCUCCUGGGGGGCCGCGCUGGCCCAGGGGCUGCCUGGCCCCUGUCCCUGCUGGCCUUUGCUGCUGCUGCCCGUGCCCUUGCCUUCCCUCGGGGGAGCCCGGGAGGGUCCCCACGCCCCCCGUGCCAGAGCUCCCGCCUGCACCCGCUGCUCCGCCGCCACGUCAAGCCCAAGAAGCAGCACGAGAUCCAGCGCCUGAGCCAGCUGCUGCAGAGGCUGAGCCAGGCCACCGGCUGUGAGCGCGUGGUGGACAUUGGAGCAGGGCAGGGCCACCUCUCCCGGAUCCUGUCCUUUGGCCUGGGGCUGUCGGUCACUGCAGUGGACAGUGACGGCCGCCUGGUGAGCCUGGCUGAGCGCUUCGACCAGGAGCUGCUGCGGGAGCUGGGGAAAGCCAGGGGGCUGGGGAAAGCCAGAGCCGGCCCUGCUGCCCAGAACCCGCUGGGGGGCCCGGGAGGCUCUGAGGAUGGGGGGCAGGUGCUGGUGACGGGGCUUCACACCUGCGGCGACCUCAGCCCGGCCCUGCUGUGCCACUUCACCCGCAGCCCUGCCGUGGCUGCCGUGGCUUUGGCGAGCUGCUGCUACAUGAAGCUGUCGACCGCCCCACAACCCCCUGGGUGCCCCCUGGGCUACCCCCUGAGCGCCUCAGUGGCCGCAUUGCCGGGCCACCAGCUGUCCUACCGGGCACGGGAGGCUGCCUGCCACGCCCUGGAGGAGUUCGAGGGGCGGCUGCGCGGGGGCAGCUCCCACCUGCGCGCCCACUGCUACCGCGCCGCGCUCGAGAGCCUCAUCUGCGCCGCUGAGCCCAGCAAGAGGCACCUGGGACUGCAGCCAGGCAGGAAGGCACAUGGCCUCAGCUUCCCCCAAUACGCCCACUUGGUGCUGCCCCUUGCGGGACUGGACCCAGCGAGGGUCCCGCUGGACUCGGAGGCUGUGGGGGCCAUGCUGGAGCAGCAGCACAAGGUGGUGGCAUUCUACACCCUGGGGCAGCUUCUGGCACCUGUGGUGGAGACCCUCAUCCUGCUCGACCGUCUGCUCUACCUCCGGGAGCGAGGUUUCCACUGUGCCCUUGUGCCCCUCUUCAACCCCCAGUUCUCCCCACGGAACCUGGUGCUGGUGGCUGCACGGACCCCACUGGCCACAGUGCUGGCUGGGCUGGACAAGGACAGGGAGGAGUGGGACAGCAACAAGGAUGAAGAUUUGGGGGAAGGGCAGAGCCUGCACAGCCCUGAGCACAGGCCACAAUAAACCCAGGAUUUGUAUAGCGGGGCUGGGUGUGAGUGAGCCAGAAGCACUGCUGCAGACACAGAGGAUCAAGG